AUGUGCUACGUAAUUAUUACCGGACGAAGUCUAGCAUGGUUGUUGUUAAGCUUGGUGGCGUUCAUGCUAAUAUUAACCGGUAUUAUGACGCCCAAAUGGCUUUUAGGUCAGCCAGUUGUAUUAAAUGAGAAUAAUACAACAAAAUUUUAUGUGCCUAGUGUGGGCAUAUACAAUAGAUGUAUUCGCAUGAGGCAUGAUCAUUACAACUGUGCACCAUUCUCUCUUUAUGGUUUGGCCACUGAUUCUGCUGUUUACCCUAAACCAUGGAAAGCUGCUUUGUUUUUCUUGUCAUUGUGUGCUGCGAUACAAUUUUCGACAGUAUUAGCCGGCGUUAUGGCCUGUUGUGUCCAAUCUGUGUUUAAGAAGAGUGUCAUUUCUCUGGCUGGAGCUACUCAGGCAUUGGGAGGUCUAUUCGGAGUCCUAGGGCUUCUACUCUAUCCAUGGGGAUGGGGUGCUCCGCGGGUGAAACGCAUGUGCGGAGACUAUUCAGAGCCUUAUCUACCCGGUGAAUGUUCUAUUGGUUGGGCCCUUUUCGUGACAGCAACAGGCGUAGCCCAAGUGUUUAUUGCUAGUGCUUUAUCAAAGCCAGCGGACAAAGCUGCUAACUCGGAUAAGGUACAAUUUCAAAUGGACGAAGGGAAACAAUUGAUAUGCCUCGUU
Molecule: messenger RNA, 660 nt
Organism: Brenthis ino (lesser marbled fritillary)
Lineage: Eukaryota; Metazoa; Arthropoda; Insecta; Lepidoptera; Nymphalidae
Source: the annotation of a GenBank genome assembly